Clupea harengus (Atlantic herring) is the source of this 3971-nucleotide messenger RNA. RefSeq names its product transient receptor potential cation channel, subfamily A, member 1a (gene trpa1a). Gene Ontology annotation, cellular component: membrane; transmembrane transporter complex. Gene Ontology annotation, molecular function: monoatomic ion channel activity; protein binding. The record is from RefSeq and is a predicted model, not a curated record. Gene Ontology annotation, biological process: monoatomic ion transmembrane transport. Lineage: Eukaryota; Metazoa; Chordata; Actinopteri; Clupeiformes; Clupeidae.
ACAUGGUAAUGUGAUAUCCUAAGCAAACAUCAUCACUAGGCAGUAUAAAAACAACUUCAGAGACAAUAGAAAGCCAGCAGAUGACUAAAGCCCCCACUAAGGUAAGACUGGUAAGGUAAGAGAAAUGUAUUGGAAUCAAAUUCAAGAAAAGGUUAUUUUCAGAAACCAAAAUGAUCAGUCUUCAAAAGAAUUUGCUUUCACCAUCAUGAAAUUAAUUCAUUUUACAUAUAAGCAGCUAAAACAUUUGAGCCUGGCUAGUUUUCCUGUUUACACCUUUGCAACAGUGCUGUGAGAAUGUGUUUCAAUUAUAAGAUGAUCAUUAUAUUUGCUUUUUGUUUUAAUAAGGCAUUUUCAACUGUUUUCCUCUGCAAAGAUGUCUAUCUACAGGGUACAUUCCAAGCACGCACCCAAGUCCUAUGAGGAAGUGAUGGCUGAAGAGGAUAUAGCCAAGAUGAGGGCAAGCGUGUUUGAAUGGGCUGAGCAGGGUAACGUGGUGGCGUUGGAGAAACAUCUAGCAUAUCUGACCAUCACGGACCACACUGGAGCUUGUCCACUGCACUACGCUACAUCGAGAGGACAUCUUCAGACCAUACAACUGAUCGCACAAGUAGCAGGAGUAAAAGAGCUGAAUGCCGCUGACCAGGAUGGCAAUACUCCAAUGCACUGGGCUGUGCAGAGGGACCAGAGGGAGAGCUGCUCUGCGCUCCUCACCCUUGGGGCUGAUCCGAACGUCUUGAACACGGGCAUUCAGUCUCCACUCCACUUGGCUGUUAGUCUGGGCCACAACACCUUGGUGGAGGAACUCCUCUCUCACAGCCAGACUGAUGUUGACAUAGAGGGAGAGCUUGGAAAUACCCCUGUAAUGAUCGCUUGUGCAACAGACAACCACCAAGCUCUUCAUGCAUUGUUCAAACGUGGGGCAAAGUUCUGUAGCAAAAACAAGUUGGGACACUUUCCAAUUCAUGCCGCUGCUUUUGCAGGGGCAAAAGAAUCCAUGCAGGUUAUUCUUCAAAGGGGAGAGGAGAUGGGUCAUUCCAUUGAGGCACAUAUUAAUUAUGUGGACAAAUUCUGCAACAGCCCCCUUCAUCUGGCGGUUCGGGGAGGAAGCCUUGAAGUCAUUCAGCUCUGCAUGGCAUAUGGCGCCAAAAUAAACAGACAGCAAUGUGAUAAAUCAACCGCUCUCCACUCAGCUUGUACCCAAGGGGCCACUGAGGCAGUUAAGGUCAUGCUCUCAGCAUGUGGGAGCAUCAGUGAUGUCCUCAAAAUCACAGAUGGAUCUAGCCAAACCCCUCUGCACAAGGCAGCCAUUUUUGAUCAUCAUGAACUGGCAGAAUAUCUCAUCUCAAAGGGUGCUGACAUUGACUGCACUGACUACAAGGGACAUUCUCCAUUACUUCUGGCCACAAGCUGCGGUGCCUGGAAAACUGUUAACCUACUGCUCUCAAAAGGGUGCAAUUUUACACUCAAAGAUCCAAAUGGAUGCAACUUCCUGCACCUCACCAUAUUGCAGCCAAGAGGCCUCCGGAACCUUCCAGCUGAAUUUUUACAGCAUGAGAGAGUGCGAGAGCUCCUUCGUGAAGAGGACGGUGAUGGUUGUACUCCGCUCCACUAUGCCUGCAAGCUGGGAGUCCCUGACUCAGUGAGGAGCAUGCUGGGGCUGGAGGUGUCCCCUAACCAGAAGACCAAACAGAAGAAGUCUGCUCUGCAUUUUGCUGCUGAGUAUGGGAGGAUAAAUACCUGCUACAGGCUACUGGAGACGUUGACGGACACCAGGCUGCUGAAUGAAGGCGAUGAGGGGGGCAUGACCCCUCUCCACUUGGCAUCUAGGAAUGGCCAUGUCCGAGUGGUAGAGCUUCUGCUCUGUAGAGGAGCUCUGUGUCAGAGCGAUUAUAAGGGAUGGUCGUGCUUGCACCAUGCGGCGGCCGAAGGCUACACUCAGACGAUGGACACUCUCCUGGGAUCACACGUCAAACUGCUGGACAAAACAGAUGACGAUGGUAACACAGCCCUGCACCUGGCAGCCCGUGAGGGCCAUGCAGCAGCAGUCGGACUGCUCCUGAGAAGGGGAGCGCAGAUGCUGCUCAACAAGAGCGAGGCCUCCUUUCUGCACGAAGCCAUACAGAACAACAGGAGAGAGGCCACUGAAGUAGUGAUUGAGAGCGACAGAUGUGCCGAGGCCCUCACCACAUUCAACCCCCGCUCAGCCAAGCGGUGCGCUGUACAGGACAUGAUUGAAUUGCUUCCUGACACCUUCAAGCAUCUUCUUGACACAUGCAUAAAGGAAUCAGAAGAGGACCCUGGCAGCAGAAACUACUGGAUCGAGUAUAAUUUCCAGUGGCUUCAAACUCCCCUUCGAUUUGUGAAGCAGGCAAGAAUGGACAAAGGCAUAGGCUUUAAGCCCCUUCCAGCUCUGAAUACUAUGGUGCAUAACAACCGUGUUGAUCUACUGACUCAUCCUGUCUGCAGUCAGUAUUUAGAGAUGAAAUGGAAAGCCUACGGGGUCAAAGUGCAUCUACUGAACAUGGCUGUAUAUCUCCUGGGUCUUAUCCCACUGACCUAUCUCAUUUUGAAUCUGAGACCCGUUCUCAAAAUGGAUGUUAACAACUCUUCUAUUACUGAGGUCACCAUGGUUACCACGUCAUUACACCAGCAAUGCAAUAUCAUAAACCUGUGUCUAUUCCUGACUCUGGCGAUGAAUCUGCACUGUAUGGGGAAAGAAAUUGUGCAGAUGUAUCAACAGAAACAAGGUUAUCUACGAGACGUGACCAACGUAAUGGACUGGCUCUCAGCCAUCACGUCUGUGGUAUUUGUGGUGGCUUUACUGCUGGACUUGAAGAGUGACUGGCACUGGCAGAUAGGGGCGCUGGCAGUGCUCUCCGGCUGGAUAAACCUCCUGCUCUACCUACAGCGCUUUCGACGGUUUGGGAUUUACGUGGUUAUGUUCAGAGAGAUUUCAAAGACCCUUAUGAGCAUCAUCUCCAUCUACAUUUAUUUGAUACUUGCUUUUGCCUUGUCCUUCCACGCCCUGAUGAUUAACCAGAAAAACUUUGGCGAUCUGCCAGUCUUGACACUAGUGCAGACUUUCGUCAUGAUGGUGGGAGAGAUCAACUACCAAGACAACUUCCUGAAACCUUAUUUACAGGGAAACCUUCCCUUCCCCAUCCUCACGUUUAUAAUAUUUAUUGCAUUUGUCCUACUGGCACCAAUUCUGCUUGUGAACCUUUUGAUUGGUCUGGCUGUUGGUGAUAUAGCCAAAGUCCAGAAAAACGCUACUCUCAAGCAAAUUGCAAUGCAAAUUGAACUGCACACUAACCUGGAAGAGAAGCUUCCGUACUGGUUCAUGAAGUGGGUGGACCAGGCUACGGUCCGAGUGUACCCCAACAGAUGUUUUGAGAAGACAAGGAGCUUCAUCUUCUCCCUCCUUGGGGAAGAACCACAGGAAGGGAGGACCCGGCUCGGCCAGACCUCCCGUCAAUCAACUCCUCCGGAGCAGGAACUGGCCAAACAGAAGCACAGAAUUAAAGAGAUAUCCAGCCUCGUGGAGAAGCAGCAUAACCUCCUGAAGCUGAUCAUGCAAAAGAUGGAGAUCGUCUCGGAGUCAGAGUAUACGGACGGGCCCAAGGGCUUCCAUUCCCACAUGCACAGCCUUUGCUCGAGGUCAGAUAAGUGGGCCCCUGUCCUCAGAGCAGCGAUGGCCAAGAGGGUAUAGGGGUGCCAGAACAGUGUAAAUGAAAUAGUGGAAGUAUCAAAGGGGUAUGGGAGGAAUAUUGACGUGAAGUACUGCGCAUAAUCUCUCAUAUGCUUUUGUUCUCCCCAAUGUUUUCAAUUACUGUGUGUGACGAUAGGCAACUACUACACAAUUAAGGAGAUGUAUUCUGUCAAAGGUGAAAAUAUUUAUUAAUCACUCUUUAAAUAUAGCAUAAAACAGUGUAAAACUUGACUACUGUAAUAAAGGUUAUACAACAUAAGAU